This is a messenger RNA of Arachis stenosperma, 348 nucleotides long. RefSeq lists its product as uncharacterized. The transcript has a single exon. Gene Ontology annotation, molecular function: cysteine-type endopeptidase inhibitor activity. The record is from RefSeq and is a predicted model, not a curated record. NCBI's taxonomy places the organism in Eukaryota, Viridiplantae, Streptophyta, Magnoliopsida, Fabales, Fabaceae. Bases 1 to 348 code for a protein of 115 amino acids.
AUGAGAACUUAUUGCCUUAUUAUGUUGUUCCUCUUCCACUUUGCCACCGUUACAACCGCCACAUCGCUUAUGAGUAUAAUGCUUCCUUUAACUUUGAACGUGAAUGAUGGUUUGGUGAUUGAGAUGGCAAAUUUCGCGGUAACAGAGCAUAACAAGAGAACCAAUGCGAACCUGAAGCUCGCACAAAUCCUAAGUUGCUAUGCAUUCACAUCCGCAAUUAGCAACGCCUACACCAUUGAACUGUUGGCCAACGACAUAGCUGAUCAGACUAACAAGUACAUUGCUCGAUUAAUUGAGAUCUUCUCAGACCCCACCUACAAGCUACAAAGCUUUCAACUUUCACCAUGA